GGGAGAGGAAUCGAACCUGGGUCCUUUGUUCGCCAAUGUAGCCGUUGGGCAAACAUUCGGAAUUUUUUACCCUAGAGAGCGAGCGAGCGAGCGCGGCUAUGGCGGCUCUCGCUGCGGCAAUGGUAGCUAUGGGAGAGAAGAAUGCGCUGACUCCACGGAGUGGCGAAAAGGCAGGAGGAAUAGGAAUUCUCUCCACUCCGGGGAAAUGUAGAUCCAAGGAGGAGAAGAUUUUUGUCACAGUCAGGGUGAGGCCGAUGAGUUCUCGGGAAAUCGCUCAGCGGGACACCGCAGAUUGGGAGUGUCCAGAUGAUCAUACUGUGUCUUAUAAGCAGCAGCCGGAUCGAUCUCCUUAUCCUGCGCGCUACUCUUUUGAUCGCGUUUUUGGGCCCGAAUCCUCCACGAAAGUUGUGUACGAAGAAGGGGCCAAGGAUGUAGCGCUCUCUGCUCUAAGCGGGAUAAAUUCGACCAUCUUUGCUUAUGGACAAACCAGUAGUGGAAAAACGUUUACGAUGAGGGGUGUGAUUGAGAAUGCUAUAGUCGACAUUUACGACGCUAUAGAAAAGAACCAUCAAAGAGAGUACAUUCUUAAGAUAGCCGGGCUGGAGAUCUACAACGAGGUUGUUCGUGAUCUUCUUAACCCAGAUACUGGAGCGUUGCGACUUCUAGACGAUCCUGAGCGGGGAACCAUCGUCGAGAAACUUACAGACACAAUUGUUCGUGACUGCAAGCAUUUACGGCAGGUCCUGUCUAUUUGUGAAGCUCAAAGACAAGUUGGGGAGACGAUGCUCAACGAUGCCAGCUCGAGAUCCCAUCAGAUUAUAAGGCUGACUGUGGAAAGUAUUCCUCGCGAAAAUGGAAACGGAAAUGGAACUGUCAAUAGCAUGGUUGCAACGCUGAAUUUUGUAGAUCUCGCAGGUAGUGAACGUGCGUCUCAAACACUCUCGGACGGAACUCGGUUGAAGGAAGGAUGCCAUAUCAAUCGUAGCUUGCUCACUUUAAGUACAGUCAUUCGGAAACUCAGUGGGAGCAAUCGAACUAAAAGUGGUCAUAUUCCUUAUCGGGAUUCGAAGCUGACCAGGAUUCUCCAAUUAUCUCUCGGCGGAAAUGCUCGCACAGCGAUCAUAUGCACGAUGAGUCCCGCGCGGGCCCAUGUUGAACAGUCGCGUAACACGCUUGCAUUCGCCACGCGCGCGAAGGAAGUUACAAAUAAUGCUCAUGUGAAUCUGGUUGUUUCGGACAAGGACCUUGUAAAACAGCUGCAGAAAGAAGUUGCAAGGCUUGAAGCUGAGCUGCGAAUUCCAGAGGCUGCAUUGUCUUCCGACGCUUUGCUACAUCAGAAGGAGCAGCAAAUUCAAAAGAUGGAAUCCGAAAUGAAGGAGCUCAUUCGUCAAAGGGAUGCUGCCAAGACACAGCUCAAUGAAGUUCUUGCAAAGAUGGGAGACGAGCAGAGAGAUCCAAAGGAGUUAUGCACUCCGACCAAAAAGCAGUUGCUGGUGGAUGAGCUAGGCUGCCCCUCGAAGGCUCCUUUCAUGCUUAUACAAGAAAUUCGAAAGCUAGAAAAGCUACAAGACGAGCUUGGAGAGGACGCAAGUAGAGCGCUGGAGGCCCUGCAGAAGGAAGUCGAAUGCCUGCGUCUGGCUCAGGUAGAUAUGAACCAGGAUGCGGUACAAACGAUCACGAAGCUCCAAGAAGAGAUCAAGAACCUGCACGUACAACACCGGAAGGACGAGAACGAGAUCGAGGUUCAAACCUCUGUCAGCACCGAUGUUUCGUCGCCAAAGCUAAAGACUCCAACCCGGAGAAGGAAGCUGCUACCUUCCACUAUGGGCAGCACCACCAGCAGUAGCAGACAGCUUUUUGCCAACAGUCCACCGUGCUCACCCAAGACAACCAGGAGCGCUCUCCAAGAGAACAACGAGAACAAUCCUCCUCGCUCCUCAGAGAACACGCCACCAUCCGGAGGACACCGGAGAAGCAACUCUGUGGACAUCCGGAAGAUGCAGAACAUGUUUAAAACUGCUGCCGAGGACAACAUCAAGAGCAUCCGGGCGUAUGUCACCGAGCUCAAAGAGCGGGUGGCCAAGCUACAAUAUCAAAAGCAGCUUCUCGUCUGCCAGGUACUGGAGCUGGAAUCCAACAACACUGGCGGAGAGAACGAGUAUGGAGAGAUGACUCCUUCCUUGCAUUCUCCCUCGGGAUGGAGGCUACAGUUCGAGAAGCAACGAAUGCAGAUCAUCGAGCUAUGGGACGUGUGCCAGGUCUCGAUCAUUCACAGGACACAGUUCUACUUGCUCUUCAGAGGAGACCCUGCCGACGCCAUGUACAUGGAGGUGGAGUUCCGGAGGCUCCUGUGGCUGCAAGAGCAGUUUGCCAAGAACGACCAGAAUCAGGGGCCGGGUGUGACUGACGAGGACAACAUUUCGUCCUACGCUGCGAGUGUCAAGGCGUUGCGACGAGAACGAGAGAUGCUCGCGAAGCGGAUGCGGCGGAUGCCACCCGAGAUGAAGGACGAGCUGCUGGUGAAAUGGGAGAUACCCCUCGAGUCCAAGCAGCGCAAGCUCCAGCUGAUCGAGAAGUUAUGGACGGAUGCUCGCGACAUGCAGCACAUCCAGGACAGCGCCGAGGUGGUGGCCAUGAUCGUGGGAUUUUGGGAGCCAGGCAGCGCCUCCAAGGAGAUGUUUGCCCUGAACUUCGCUCCGCCCUCCAGCCAAAAGCCGUUCCACUUCGGCUGGAAUUCGAUCUCCACAAUGCUAAACUUGUGAGGAAAGAAGAUUUUUGUAUAGAUAGAGGAGGAUUCUAGCCUAUUGUAUGUAAGACUUACUGCAAUAAGUUCACAUAUAAAAAUGUCUCCA
Molecule: messenger RNA, 2852 nt
Organism: Selaginella moellendorffii
Lineage: Eukaryota; Viridiplantae; Streptophyta; Lycopodiopsida; Selaginellales; Selaginellaceae
Product: kinesin-like protein KIN-7A
Exons: 14
Coding region: 99-2762 (887 amino acids)
Biological process (GO): microtubule-based movement
Molecular function (GO): microtubule motor activity; microtubule binding; ATP binding
Source: RefSeq, a predicted model, not a curated record